Messenger RNA from Trachemys scripta elegans, 2124 nucleotides. RefSeq names its product NIPA magnesium transporter 2 (gene NIPA2). Gene Ontology annotation, biological process: magnesium ion transport. Gene Ontology annotation, molecular function: magnesium ion transmembrane transporter activity. Gene Ontology annotation, cellular component: membrane. NCBI's taxonomy places the organism in Eukaryota, Metazoa, Chordata, Testudines, Emydidae. The coding region runs from base 448 to 1575 and encodes 375 amino acids. The transcript is spliced from 6 exons. The record is from RefSeq and is a predicted model, not a curated record.
CACCCCUACCUGUUGUUGCUAUGCUGGUAAGUUUCUAAUGUAGUCCUGAUCUUUGCCUUUAAGGGGUGUAUGAUAUGGCUUGUUCUGACCUUAUUCCUCGCUUCCUCUCAGCUGAUAUCGAGGAGUGGGAGACAGCCAUUCAGGACUAUCUUUCUUCACUCCACUACAUGAAAUGAGCUUUUCUUCACCAGGGGACUGAGUCUCAUUUUGCCCUUAAAGAUUUGUACUGUCCUUUGUUUACAGCAUCAAGGAUUUGCAUAAAUGCUAGUCUUUAAAGUUAUUCGUUUUGAUAUUUAUUUAUAAAAGAUGGAAGAAUGCAUAUUCAUUUAGAAGAAAGUCAAAACCGAUUCUGAGCUCUAUCAAGAGUAUGACAAAGGCUCUGUUAUGCUAUAAACAGGUUUCAGCAUUGCAUCACCCUGUCUCCAGUGACAGCAGCUCUUUUGUUCCAUGAUCGAUGUGGCAGUUUUGAACACUUCAGUAGCUUACGCAAUGACCCAGAGUGGAGGAAAAUAUGAUUUCUAUAUUGGUCUCGUGUUGGCUAUGAGCUCCAGCAUUUUCAUUGGAGGGAGUUUCAUCCUAAAAAAGAAGGGUCUCCUCCGGCUGGCCAGGAAGGGCUCCAUGAGAGCAGGUCAAGGCGGUCAUGCAUAUCUUAAAGAGUGGCUGUGGUGGGCUGGACUUCUGUCAAUGGGAGCUGGUGAAGUAGCUAACUUUGCUGCUUAUGCAUUUGCACCAGCUACAUUAGUGACUCCAUUGGGAGCUCUCAGUGUUCUUGUAAGUGCCAUUCUUUCAUCCUAUUUUUUAAAUGAAAAACUUAAUCUGCAUGGAAAAAUUGGAUGUUUAUUAAGUAUAUUGGGGUCAACUGUGAUGGUCAUUCAUGCUCCACAAGAAGAGGAAGUAGAAACUUUGAAUGAAAUGUCUCACAAGCUAGGAGAUCCAGGUUUUGUGGUUUUUGCAACAGCUGUCGUCAUUGUGUCCUUAAUACUGAUAUUUGUGGUAGGACCUCGCCAUGGACAGACCAACAUUCUUGUGUACAUAACAAUCUGCUCUGUAAUUGGAGCAUUGUCAGUCUCCUGCGUGAAAGGCUUGGGCAUCACUAUCAAGGAACUUAUUGCAGGAAAACCUGUGCUAAAACAUCCUUUGUCCUGGAUUCUGCUGCUAAGUCUUAUAAUCUGUGUGAGCACACAGAUCAACUAUUUAAACAGAGCCCUGGAUAUAUUCAACACCUCCAUAGUGACUCCAAUAUAUUAUGUAUUCUUUACAACAUCUGUUUUAACUUGUUCUGCUAUUCUUUUCAAAGAGUGGCAACACAUGUCUGCUGCUGACAUUAUUGGCACCUUCAGUGGUUUUCUCACUAUCAUUGUGGGGAUCUUUUUAUUGCAUGCCUUUAAAGAUGUAAAUUUCACUCUAGCAAAUCUGCCUGUCUCCUUGCGGAAAGAUGACCGAGCAAUCAAUGGCACUCUGCCAACCACAUAUGAAUGCUUUAAUCAUGAUGAAGAAAGCUCAACCUCUGUAGGUGAAAUACAAUCCAGUGAGAAUGUCCCAUCCAGGAGAAAUGGAAGUCUGGCAGCAUUCUGAAAAUGUGUUAAGACAAGAACAAUUUCGUAACUUUUUUUUUUGGCUGUAAAAUGUCUGAGUUUGAGUUUGGAAGCAGAUGAUGUACUUGAACAAUAUGUACAGACAAUCGUAAAUUUUUAGGUUUGAUUAGUUUGGACCAAGAAUAGUGAUGGAGUUUUAAUUUGCCUUCUUUUUACUUUAAAAAGACACACUGCAAUGACCUCAGUACAUGGUUUGUUUUUGUUGCUCUUAAGUUAUCUGUGUAAACUUGUAAAUAUUUUCCAUUUUAGAGACUUAUUGCACUAAUAACAAUUUUAACUAUAUCAAAAAUAAAUUGCUUUAAUUUUGCAUUGGUGGUAAGCACAUUGACAUGAACCUGAAUCUUUUGCAUAAUGAAUAUUCACCAUGUCUGUUUCAGCAUAUGGAAGAGUAAGACUAUUAAUCUGGAAUGCACUGAAAGGUGUAGGGAGCAAUUUACAGCAGCUGUCACUAAAGUGGCUAAUUACAGCACUUGUGGGAAACACAUAACUAAACUAGUUAAACUGACUACUAUUGAAGCAUUAGUAAACU